CAAGCGAGGAGCCUUUUUGUGUGUUUUCCUAGCAAAAACUCCUAGAUAAUAACUUCAUGCGAUGCGACCGAGCGCUGAGGACGGGAACCGGGAGCCAAUGCUGUAGGGCUGCUGCCUUUGGAUAUGGCUCAAGCCAAGAUUCAACAAACUAGGAAUACGGGAAACCAUCGCGGGAGAUGAAUCGCUCCAUGCUGCCGGUGUGGUGCCACCGAGCGGUAAUCGCGCUGCUGUCAUCUCAAUGUUUGUCUGACUUUGAAGCGACAGCCGCCCGCCCCGCGUGCACUGGUAUUGGGCGCACCACACCGCAUCGGUGGAGUGGGUAUUGGUUGGGGUGCCCUGGCCGUGGAUGCUGCGGGAGUGCUAUAAUUGAACAUACGAAGGAGCACCCACCGCUGCGUUGCUGCUGCCGCUGCCAGUGCCACCGCGUGCGUGUCGGAUCAUCAACACCGACCGUGUCGUAUUGGGAGAGUUUUUCUAUGCGCGCUCUCUUCGCGCCUACUUAUCGUGCCGUUGUCAUCUCGCCACGGCCACGUCCGCACAGGUCGUCAUCAUAGUCAUCGUAUAGAGUCGUCGCCGUCGUGAUCGUCGUCGUCGAAUGUCGUCGAUGCCAGCUCGGUGAAAAGCCGUGAGUACGAGGAGAAUCUUGUUCCGUUGUUCUUCUGCCGUGUCGUCUCAGCUCAGUAGCCGUCGCUAAAAUUUCUCGACGCGGUUGGCUGCGGCGGUGGGCACCGAGGGCAGAUAGCGAGCCUUGACUGCUGUAGUGUGGUGGAUUCACGCGCGCCUUUGCGCUCUUUCUCUCGUGACAUAAGCGCACCGCACAAAUAUCAAUAAUAACAGCAAUAACACACGACAGCAGCAGCAGCAGCAAAAAAAAAAACUCAACAGCAUAAGCAACACAUUUUAACACAUAAGCUGGCUGUUCCUCGCGCGCGUACGAAACUGCAUGGAAAUCUUUUUCACUUGGACCGUUUACACCAACGGCGGCGCGCGUUGACCAGAUCGCAGUUUUGUGUGUGAAAUUCGUACGUACGGCCGGCGCGUUUUCGUCAAUUUCGCUCGUCGCUCGUCGCUUGUCGUCGCCUGCGUUUGGGUUUGGUGUGGGAUUUUCGGUUUUUGGUGAACCCAACAGCGAGCUUUGGCGCUCCGCACGGGAAGAAAAACAAAACAUUCCGAGCUGGGAGUUCGGCGCUGGGCCAGUCGUGACACAUUUGGUGCGAGUGUGAAACUGUAUCCCCGCGGACGUCGGUUGGGAAAACUCUGAUACGGAUCGGUCGGUCACGAUUUGGUGUGUUUACCGGGCGUCUAGUUUUAAUUAACCUCCGCGGAGCAAGUGCGAGCGCUUCAGAACGUUCAGAGCCAUCCGCCGCCAUAUCGGGCAGUUGUGCAGUUAAUUAAAGAUGGAGUUGAAAAGUUCGCGGAAAAGGGAAAUUAAGUGUGGAUGAAAAUUUCCAAAACAGAACAGGCACAAGCAUCGGCAUGUGCAUGUACGGAUGUGUAUGUGUGGAAAACAGCGUAAAUGUAGUGAACGAGUAAAUAUCAAAUGUCGAAGCGGAACCAAUAAAUUGGGAAUCAACGGAAAGUGUGUAGCAAACAUCAUUCAUUGCGAUUCAGGGUCUGCGGGUGCGAUUGAAAUUUAAGUGAACAAUUGAUUAAAUCUAACAGUUUAGGGGCCUAAUUGCGCAGUAAAGUUCAUCUUACAAAAGACAAAAAUACUUCCAACGCUAGAAGUGCUGACAACGUACCGACCGUACAAUAAUAGCAGAAAAGAGAAAAAAAAUCCAAUCAAUCGGUGGAAGAAAUUCUUCGCUUCCAACCGGGGAACAAUGAUGCUGCCUCCAGUCUGGGAGGAAAUGUGUUGUAAGAAGAACUAAGACGAUAUCGUCGAACAAUAAAUUUUCCGAGAAAAAAGAAGAAAUUCCCGUUCGUUUAGCAGAAACUAGAGUGUUGUAAUCGAAGAAGCAGUGUAGUGAAGAUACAGACAAAAAAUCAAUAAAGCCCGAAAUUGUUUUCGGACAAAUUCAGCUCAACUGAAGCGAAAAACUCACAUCCCAUUUUUUUUCGCUCUCGGGGAAGCUCCGGCUAGCCCGCAGGAAGAACAAAUACCGGAGGAAGAGAAAGUCCCGGUCCGGGUGAAGAAGAAAAAGUAACGAAGCGAUAUCCUCACGCACGCACGGAGAGAAAAAUCACAGCUUCGAGUGUAAUAAUGAAUUUGGUAAAUUUUGCGCCAAUCUGCGGGUGUGGGUAAUGCCACUAGUGCUUCUGCCGCUGCUGCUCCAGCUGCCGUUACUAAAGUCUACAACUCCCACCACCCAGAAGCGCCGGCGGUCGAUUGUGGGUGGCAGUGGGCAGAAAAUCAACGUUGUGGAGGUGGUGAAAUGUAAGUGUCGAUUCCACCACUGUAUCGCACCACAGCCAGCCAACCAUCCAGCGCCUGCUAUAGCUACAGCUCUCUAUGAUGGUUUUCUGGCGAAACGAAAGGGGUGGAAGAGAAGAUGAGUCGUGAGUGCAAAUAUACCCCACUCGGUGCCGUCGUCAUCGUCGUGGUGAGAGUGUAAAAAUCCUCUAAUAACUUCAUAGACCUACAGGGAAACGCGAGUGGAAGUGUUGUCACAGGGACGAACCGCACAGAUACUGACACACGGGCACCGACGACGAGAAGACUGUGAGACUGACAAAGACGAAGCGCCAAACAAAAGUGUCUCUAUUGCGCAUAAAUUGUAAGCAUAUUUCUCGACGUUCGGUUUAUUUUUUGCACCCAUCAUAGCGUGAACGGAAGGCUGCCUCGGUGUUGGUGCGGCGAGAUUAUAUCAAAUUACAUUUCACCCGAGCUGGUGUGAGUAUGUCAACCGCGGGUGCAACACCACACGAGAGAAUAAAUAAGAGCAUCAUCACCUAGGAAAGAGUGUCCCAAAGCACGCACACACCCACAGUUGCACAACUUGUCCAAGAGGGGGAGAGCUCGAAAGAAUAAUAAACAACGGCGUCAAAAGAAAAUAAAUAACUGCUUGAAUGCACACACACAAGGUAAUGCCUUGAAGCGAACCGACGAAGAAGCGCUAGCAAGAGUACUUGAGAGCAGAGAGGCAAGAGAAAAAAAAAAAGUCAAAACCUUCUGUGAUAAUCGGAAUCACCCCCUUUCCGACCCACGUCCAGGGUUCAGUCCACUGUUCACACCACACACUAAUCCAACGACACCAGGAAAGGUCGUCUUCAUAGCUCCGCAGAUCCUCGAGACCGGUUUUUGUCCUCUUCUUGGUGACGACGACGACAAAUUCACACAAGACUUUUUGCCUCUAAUCCCCCUCGAUGUUAGUGUACCGAUUGGCUGCGACACACCAAUCCGCGACGAUUAUCACACAAAAUAGAGGGAGUGGCCUGACCGUUGCGAGCCCCGCGUCCGAGUGUGUGUAUGUGCGAGUGCGAGUGAGAGGCCAGAGGGGUGCGGCCGACACCAGCUCAACACGAAAGGUGUGAUUACAGACACCAAAAACCAGACACCAAGCGCUUAGUUUGUCGCAGCAGCGGUAACCAGUUCAUACACGGCCGGCGUGAAGUUAGCAUCGUUGUUGUUGUUGUAGUUUUUGUUUCGUUUUUUUCUCUCGCUCUCGUGUGAUUCUCGCAGCCUCCCCCGCGCCGUGAGCGUACCCACCAGCUACCACCACUAGCACCAACCCCCUCGUAGCCCCCACUUCUCGUGCUUGAAAUCACUGUGCCCACCGUGCGCGCUGCUUUGUGGGUGUGCGAGAGUGUCACGGUAAUUCACGAUACGGCACGCACUUUUUACGACCUUCUCCGCGCGCGCGUUUCUGCGGUAGCUUCAGCGGUUUGGUUCCGGUGGCGUAGCCCCCAUUAGCCCUACGGUGCUGCAUGACUCGCGCGUGUUCUCAGCCAUCAUAAACCAUCAUCCGCGGUUGUUCCCAAAAGUGGUGCUUCGAAAUUUCGUGGAAAACAGGAUAAACCAACAGAAGCUGGGAGAAAAGCAAGCAAACUGUGACCUCCCAGAGUGUGAGUGUAAAGUGUUCGCUUUGUAUCGAUCUAGUACUACCGCGGGGGCUUUCGCACGAUACGACGGCAGCGUUUAGCGAAAACGCGAACAGUGAUUAAUAAUUAAUUGGGGCAAAUUGAAAUACUACCAACGGCCGUCGCUAAUGCUAUCUGGCUCAGUCCCAGAGGAAAAAAAAAACGGCCGCACACAGUGUAAGUGACGGAAGAGAUACAAAUUAUCAUGCAUAAAUUAUCGAUUGAAACUGAUCGCCGUGAACGUAUUGUGAAGUUACAUUGAGAAAAAAAGGAAAAUUAUUGCAAAAGUGUGAUUGCAACAAAUUGGGCAACAAAAUAUCAAAUGCGAAAAAUUGAAACAGUGCAAGUGAAUUGAAAAUCAGUGAACAGUGCUAACGGUGAAGAACGGUGAAAACUGCCGACGCUAGCCGGAGUGAGGAAGGCCACAGGACGACGACAACACACGCGGUGCGACCUCUCGGUGAUGUUGUAAUGAGAUACGACGGUCAAGAAUUACUCCAAUCUGACGAAUUCAGUAGGCCGGCGAAGGGAAUGGCCUAUCAUCCAUUCCUGCAGCUACCGAGACCCACUGACUUCAGCGUGUCGUCGCUGUUGACUGCGGGCUCUCCGCCCCAAGGACAGAACUCCCCCAGUGCUGGUGCCGGUGCUGCCGCAGCAGCUGCCGCCGCCGCAAGUGCCGCUGCCACUGCCAACUCGCCGUACUUUCCGGCCGCAGCGCUGGCGGCCCUAUCGGGUGCUCCCGGAGCACCACCGCCGCAUCUCUAUCCGGGCGCACUGCUGCCGAAGUUACCUCCUCACCAUCCGCACGCACAUCAUCCGCUGGGAGCCGCCUACACGACGGCCGAGGACGUUGUGCUGGCGGCCGUCGCUGCCCAUCAGCACCAUCCUGCGAUGCGGCCACUGCGAGCCCUGCAGCCGGAAGACGACGGCGUCGUCGACGAUCCCAAGGUUACCCUGGAGGGCAAGGAACUGUGGGAAAAGUUCCACAAGCUGGGGACGGAAAUGGUCAUCACCAAGAGUGGCAGACAAAUGUUUCCGCAGAUGAAAUUUCGAGUGUCGGGACUAGAUGCAAAAGCCAAGUACAUACUGUUACUGGAUAUCGUGGCGGCGGACGACUACCGGUACAAGUUUCACAAUAGUCGAUGGAUGAUCGCCGGCAAGGCGGACCCGGAGAUGCCGAAACGGAUGUACAUCCAUCCGGAUUCGCCAUCGACGGGUGAACAGUGGAUGCAGAAAGUGGUGUCGUUUCACAAGCUGAAACUGACCAACAACAUUAGUGAUAAGCAUGGAUUUGUAAGUAGCGCCCGCAUUUUACCUUCCCUUUUAUCUUAUUUGAGAUCGAUUCAGAAAAAAAAACCUCGAGCUCCAGAUUAAAUAUUUGCACCCUGUCAGCGAUUAGCUGACGAGCUUCUGUGGAAUGCCAAUAAAUUUCUCAUGCAUUGCUCCCUCGGCUGUGAUCGAUCAACUCAACACACAUAGCGUAAACACCAUUAAAUUGCCCGCACCCAUGAGCAGGCAGUGGCGUGCAGAUCAACCGAUUAAGUGAGCAAUUGACUUGGUCGUCGAUGAGCAUUAACAGAUAGAAAAAAAAAGCAACAGCAGAUUAAAUACAGCCAAUAAUAAUAUUUGUCAUCAUUAAAUAAUAGGCAAAGAGCCUGCUUCGAUCGGUGCGACAUAUUAACGUCGUCGUCACCGCCGCAACAGAGUAGGCUGCCUCCGGGGGUUGCGGCUGCGGCGAGUAAUGUCGGUAGCUCGCGUUGAAAGCAGGCCAGCAGCCAGUCAGUGGAGAGAUAGCUCCGUUAUGAGCCGACAGAGUCUUUACUAUAAGCACAGGCGGCCUCCUUUGAUCCUCGCGAGCGCGCGUUCAGGCCGCCUUCGAUGAAAGCUUUCAGCGCGCACCAAUGUUGACACCGAUGACACUUUGAAAGUGCUCACACAAUGUUAAUCCACCGAGAAACCGGCAGCGAUAUGGCGCGCGAUGGAGAUUGGUCGUUUUGUACUGUUCUCUAUAGUCUGAGCCGAUAAUCUAAGCAAGGGAAUAGGCAUCGGGAGCUUCUGGUAUAUUCGGGUCUGUUUUCUUUCUGAGGCUCCCCCGGUCAGUGAAGUAGCCAGAACUGUUUCUAUCAAUUGACUUCGUAUGAAAUGUGUGACAAAUGAUAUUACAUAAUUAGAGCAUGAGAUAUUAAUAUAAUUCCCUGUUUUCGAAGUAUGAAUAGGCGUGGCCAGGAGUAGACAUUCAUGCUUUUUAUAUAGAGUGGGUCAAAGUAAACUCCCUUGUUUUAACCAUUCAGGAGGCCAGCCUGUUCGAGCUCGAAACUGCACUGCGCUCGCGCUGUAUACGACGAGCGAGGUUUUUUUUGGUAGUGUUGCACUUUUUACAACGAAGCGCGUCCUGGAUAGUCCUUUCCAGAAGUUUUUCAAAUGUAUCCAAUAAACAAAUACGGCAUAUACGAUACUGGAUAUUCUCCAAGAGUUCUACCAUCAUAAGGAAGUGAUUUCAGGAGGUUUUCCCAGAAAUUCCUUCAGGAUUUUUUUCCAGGAAUUACAUCAGAAAUUUCUCCAGAAAUUGCUCCAGGAAUUUCUCCAGAAAUUCCUACAAGAGUUUUUCCAGAACUCCAGGAGUUUCUCCAGAAAUUCCUCCAAGAAUUUCUCCAGUAAUUCCUCCAGGAAUUUCGUCAGGAAUUCCUCCAAGAAAUUCUCCAGAAAUUCCUCUAGAAAUUUCUCCAGAAACUUCUCCAGAAAUUCUUCCAGAAAUUCCUUCAUGAAUUCCUCCAGGAAUUUCUCCAGAAAUUUCUUCAGAAAUCGCUCCAAAAAUUCCUUCAAAAUUUCCACCAGAAAUUCCUCCAGAAAUUCUUCCAGGAGUUUCUCCAGAAAUCCCUCCAGGAAUUAUUCCAAAAAUUCCAGGAAUUCCUCCAGCAAUUUCUUCAGAAAUUUCCCCAAAAAUUCCUACAGAAAUUUCUCCAAAACUACCUCCAGGAGUUUCCUCCGAGAAUUUCUCCAAAAAUUCAGCAGGAAUUUCUCCAGAAAUUGCUGCAGAAAUUUCUCCAAAAAUUCCUCCAGAAAUUUCUCCAGAAAUUCCUCCUGGAAUUUCUUUAGAAAUUCCUUUUUGAAUUUCUCCAGGAAUUCCUCCAGGAAUUUCUUCAGAAAUUUCUCCAAAAAUUCCUCCAAGAAUUUCUUUAGAAAAUCAUAAGGAAUUUCUCCAGAAAUUUCUCCAAAAAUUCCACCAGUAAUUCCCCCUAAAUUCCGCCAGGAAUUUCUCCAGAAGUUCCUCAAAGGAAUUCUCCAGAAAUUCAUCCAGAAAGUUCUCCAGAAAUCCCUCCAGGAAUUUCUCCAGGAAUUCCUCUUGGAAUUUCUCCAGAAAUUCCUCCAGAAAUUUCUCCAGAAAUUCUUCCAGAAAUAACAGCUGAAAUUCCUCCGGGGAUAUCUCCAACAAUUUCUCCAGAAAUUCCUUCACAAAUUCCGCCAUUGCAUCAGGAAUCCAGAAAUUCCUCCAGGAGUGUAUCAAGAAAUUCCUCCAGGAAUUUAUUCAGAAAUUUCUCCAUAAAUUCCUCUAGAAAUUACUCCAAAAAUUCCUUCAGGAAUUUCUUCAGAAAUUCUCCAGGAAUUUCUCCAGAAAUUUAUCCAGAAAUGACUCCAAAAAUUCCUCCAAGAAUUUCUUCAGAAAUUUCUCCAGUAAUUCUUCCAGGAAUGCCUUUAGAAAUAUCUCCAAAAGUUCCUCCAGGAAAUUCUCCAGGAAUUUCUCCUGGAAUUUCUCCUGGAAUUUCUCCAGAAAUUCACCAGGAAUUUCUCCAGAAAUUGCUCCAGAAAUUUCUCCAGUAAUUCCUCCAGGAAUUUCUCCAGAAAUUCCUUCAGGAAGUUCUCCGAAAAGUCUUCCAGGAAUUACUCCAGAAAUUCUCAAGAAAUUUCUCCAGAAAAUUCCCUCUGAAAAUUCUCCAGAAAUAACUCCAGAAAUUCCUCCAAGAUUUUCUCCAGAAAUUCCACCAGAAAUUGCACAAGAAAUUUCACCAGGAAUUUCUCCAGAAAUUCCUUCAAAAAUUUCUCCAAAAAAUCUUCCAUGAAUUUCUCCAGAAAUUCUCCAGGCAUUUCUCCAGAAACUCCUCUACAAACUUCUUCAGGAAUUCCUCUAAGAAUUUCUCCAGGAAUUCCACAAGGAAUUUCUUCAGAAAUUCCACCAAGAGUUUCUCCAGAAAUUCCAUCAAAAAUUUCUCCAGAAAUUCUAGAGGCAUUUCUUCAGAAACUCCUCUAGAAAUUUCUCCAGGAAUUUCUCUAGAAAUUUCUCCAGGAAUUUCUCUAAGAAUUUCUCCAGGAAUUUCAAUAGGAAUUUCUCCAGAAAUUCCACCAGUUAUUUCUCCAGAAAUUCCUCCAAGAAUUUCUCCAGAAAUGCCUCCAAGAAUUUCUCCAGAAAUUCCUCCACAAACUUCUCCAGAAAUUCCUCCAGGAAUUUCUCCAGUAAGUUCUCCAGGAGUUACUCCAGAAAUUCCUGGAGGAUUUUUUUUCAGAAAUUCUUCCAGGAAAUUCACCAGAAAUUCUUCCAUGAAUGUUUUCAGAAAUUGCCGCAGGAAUUUCUCCAGAAACUCUUCCAGGAAUUCCUCUAGGAAUUUCUCCAAAUAUUCUUCAAGGAAUUUCUCCAGAAAUUUUUCUAGCAAUUUAUCUAGAAAUUCCUCGAGGAAUUUCUCCAGAAAUUCCUUCAGAAGUUUCUCCGGAAAUUCCUCCAGGAAUACUCCAGAAACUCAUCCAGGAAUUACUCUAGAAAUUCCUCCAGGAGUUUCUUCAGAAAUUCUCCUAGGAUUUUCUCAAGAAAUUUCUCAAGGAUUUUUUUUGAAAAAUCCUCUAGGAAUUUCUCCAGAAAUUCCUCUAGGAAAUUCUCCGGAAGUUCCUCUAGGAAUUCCUCCAGAAAUUUUUCCAGGAAUUUCUCUUGAAAUUCCUUCCAAAAAUUUUCUAGAAGUUCCUCCAGCAAGUUCUCCAGAAAUUCAUCCAGGAAAUUUUGCUAGGAAUUACUCCAGAAACUCCUCCAGGAAUUUCUCUAGAAAUUUCUUUAGGAAUUUUCCCAAAUUUUUUUUAAGGAAUUUUUCCAGGAUUUUCUCAAGGUUCAAAAAAUUCCUCUAGGAAUUUCUCCAUAAAUUCCUAUAAGAAUUUCUCCAGAAAUUCCACGAGGAAAUUCUCCAGAAAAUCCUCUAGGAAUUCCUCUAGAAAUUUCUCCAGGAAUUUCUCCAGCAAUUACUUCAAAAUUUUUUCAAGAAGUUCCUCCAGAAAUUCAUUUAGGACUUUUUCCAGAAGUUUAUCCAGUCUAAAAAUUCAUCCAGGAAUUUCUUCAGAAAUUCCUCUAGGAAUUUCUCCAGAAAUUUUUCUAAGAAUUUCUCCAGAAAUUCUUCAGGAAUUUCUUUAGAAUUUAUAAAUGAAUUUCUCCUGAAACUCUUCAGGAUUUUCUUUUGAAAUUCUACAUGAAUUUCUCCAGAAAUUCCCAGAAUUCAAACAGACUUUUGACAGAAAUUCUUCAUGAAUAUCUCAAGAAGUUCCUUAGAAAUUUCUCUAUAAAUUCCCCAGGAUUUUCUCUAGAAAUGCGUCAGUAAGUCCUUUAGGCAUUUCUUCAGAAACUUCUCCAGUGGUUUCUCAAAGCUUAACAAUUUCAACCAGAUGUUUCUUCAGAAAAUCUCCCGGGAGUUGCUACAGGAAUGUCUCCACAAACUCUUUUCGCGAAUUUUCCCUAAAAGUACCAGACAUUUCCGGGAAUUCGCCGGAGUUAGCUCAAUGAAUUCAGGUAUUUUGAGAGGAAUUCCUCCGAUGAGUUGUGGAGAAAUUCUUACAAAAUUGGUCUCCCUUAUCAUUUUUCCCGGCUACGUCACUGUGUGAAUAAAGUAAAGCUGAUUGUCUUUAGAUGACAUUCGUCGUCCAAGUGCCAAUGUAUUGCGGGAGCUGUCGAAGCUUCUCCGCGUCGCGCCGCGCCACGCGGCCACGACGCGACGGUGACAAGUGGAACUGAUAUAAACCGGCGUACAAACAAAUCUAUUUGGCCUGAUGUGGUGACAAAAGCUACCGACUGUCGGGACCCACUUGAAUUGCGCUUAAUUGUGUUUACAGUAAACAUGAUCGAGCGUUUGGUUGCGAAGAGGUAGUGCGGGAACAAGAAAAGGUUGGUUGGUGAAGAGGCUGGUGCGGUGAUCCAUUAGGACGAGAUUUCGUCGGAUCAACAAAGAAAAAUUUGCCGCGAAUGUAAUUAAUACAAGCGUCCAGCGUAAUGGGGGCUGAUAAGGGAGUGGGAUGCUGAUAGUAUUUGUCCAAAUUUGAGCCUGGCAUGAAAUGUUUAUGUUAGCAACGGCUACUGUUUGCAGUUGAUGCAGUUGUCUCGGCUAUCGCUUCCUGCUAAAUACGAAUUCCUUUGAAAUCCGGUCGCGAUUCGGAAGUGGAAGCGGCCACAUCCAAGCAAUCUGUCAAACAUUCAUAUGAUUUAUUGGAUGACUGCAGCAGUGCGGAUGUCUUUUAUCAGGCACCCAGCUGACUACGAUUGCGACCACUUCUUGCCAGCACACCAGCCUGCUUUGUUUGCUCCAAUAGCGACAGUUGCGCAACGAACACUCGGAAUUCCAAACAACAAAAAGAACGCUACACUAAUUCCAUUUAUCAAUAAAUUGAACGAACAAAGCAACAACCCAAAAAAAUACUCCGGCUGCCACCGAUUGGUGUGGUGAAAUCAAGAUAAUCGCUUGUUCCCAAAUUACAACUCCCUUACAACAACCCAUUAACUGCUUGUGAACCCGCAUCAUCCGACGACGACGACGACAGCAGAAGCCCUAACGCUUCACUGACAUCGACGACGACGGCGACAACGACGAUUGAAAAGGAAACCCCCGGACGAGUGACAUUUGUGGCCGUAUCGCUUAAACGUUUUUCUAGCCCCGAAAAUUUGCCGGAUAAUGAUCUUCCACGGGGGUUUCGAAAGCCGUCGUCGUCAUCGUCGGCUUGAAUGAAUUCCAUAGAUAUACCUUAUCUGACUGGUGUGGGGUGGAACGAGGCGGGGGACGCACACACAAAAAGACAUUCAGGAUCUUCUUUGCUUUUGGUGAGCGCGCCCUCGAGGACCGAGCACACCUUGAGUGCUUUGUGCGGGACUCCUUCAGGCACCGACGACGGCGGCAGCAGCAACAGCAGCAGUAGCCCGAAGAAAAGGAUAUCUGCUUAUCUCCUUGUGCGGGGCUGCCACCGUCUUCGUCCCCUUCCAAGUUCGCCUAUCAUGAAAACACGAACGUUCAGCGGUUCCUUUCUUAUUUCUUUCCUUCGGUUUCUAGCCCACUACACAUGACAAGCCCAGAGAGUUACCGAAUCGUUCUGACAUGAAAAGGAUCAGAUGAAAAGAGCACAAUGAAGAAUUUUAGAAAAUUAGGAAUAUUAUUUGGACAUUGAUCCUAUUGUUGGGUGGCACUCGACUCUCAAAACUGGAACGCAGAAGUUUUCUUCUCGGGAUACUUUCAUCCACCUAGCCAUCUAGUGGGUAGGUAUUGUGAUCAACCCUGCGCCGGGCCCGUCAAUCGCAGUAGCCCACGUUGCCUGCAGUGGUCGUUGCUCAGGGAAACAACUCAAUGAAGCACACAGUAGUAGGCCCACUUGGAUGUCCUUUGCGCAUUCCUCUUUGAUCCUGCUCGGUUCGGAUUAAAUCUGGCGGUGAAUCACACACAGGCCCGCACAUCAGAUGGUCCUCUUCUUAGAUAGAUCCGAAAAACCACACAAAGGACCUUCGCAAUUGGCCCUUACCUACCUGUGCGUGCACUGCAGGGAAGGGAUGCACCCGGUAGAUAAUCCACUUUCGAGUGCAUUCCUUUGCAAAUGCGAUUUUCUGUUUCUCCUCCAUUCGGAUGGCAGAAAAUUUCAUUCAUCAUCGGGUGAGCUGAACCCACAGUCUCUCUAUGGGCGCCUCUUUGCACCGGUUUGCAUGCUAAAGAGGUGACAAUCUCAAAUCAAGUGUGUGAUGAAUAGUAGAUGGAUUCGGUCGUACGUGAAAGAGAGCACAACAACAACAGCCGCGGUAAACGCAUUAGGCUGUGCAAAUAUUGAACUUCUUGCGCCCGUGAAAAGAUGCAAUAAGCGUUGUACACAUUCUGGGGUACGUCCAGAUGUUACGUGACGUGGAGAAUUUUAACAUCCUCAGUCAGAAAGUGGAGAGAUUCACCUAGCAGGGGAAUGAUAUUGAUGGUAUAACUUGCACAGAUGCAGUUUCCGUGGAUGUUCAUUGGAAGCGUUCAUGAAGCGCUCUUAGUCUUCUGAAGGAACUUAUGCCGUACUCCCUGGAGCUUCAGAUGAUAUGUUAACACGUAUCUCACUUACCGGCACGUCGUUUUCAAUAACUGAGAGAAUGAUUUUCUUGUAGACAGCAAAGUUAUUCCUGAAGGGCAAGCUGGACAUAUGGUUGAUAAAGGGAUACAACAAUUGAGGUAGAGCGUUGCACUUUGUAACGGUUGUCUCUACCUGUUCCUUGAAAACCAGCUUGCUGUUUAUUGUCCAGCUGAGAAGGCCAUCCUUGUUGGAUCCUUCCAAGCCGAUCCAUUGAGAAAGAUUUUAUCAUCCUCAUGCAUAAGAAUUGUCGGGGUUUUGAUGUGAAGACAAAGGGCGACCUAGGUAUUUGCAGCAUUAAUGCAGAUCUUCCAGCUGGAGAGAUAGUUUGACGGGUCUUCCUGGUCUAUCUGGAGCUUCGAUGCCAGCAAACGGAUGUGUCUACCACCGUAGAUGCUGUAGAUAACGAAUGAGUCGUCCUCGGAGGCAAAGAUGUUGAACAGUAGCGGACUUAGUAUGCUGCUCUGUGAGACGCCAGCCGAGACUUCGUACGCAUCAGAGUUCCCUCCGUUUAUGAAAUGUCCUGCUUGUUAUAGAUAGUUCUUGACGAUGUUGGAAGAUUGUAUUGGAUUGGAUUGUGUUGUCUUCAGCUCUGCUGUUGAUGGUGCGUUAUGUUACUAAAAGCUUUUAUUAGUCACGACCUCUUGCAACCGUUCCUAGGUCUGGCAACGGCAUCCUAUAGACCCGAAGUAAUCAUCCGCCAAGCCCUUCGAAAUAACGAUCUGGGACAUCUUCACGUGAUUCACCGCAUCCAUGCGAGUCGCAGCCGUCACGCCACCUGGAAACGAUAAAAGUGGGGUUUGUCGAAAGCUGUGGUUACCGACCGCUGGCCGACGCUAUACCACACCGAAAGCUCAUUUACCUAGCGACACCGUUCUGUUUGUCCUGUUCGCCAGCGACUCAACGGUGAUUUUUGAAUAUUGUGGCUACCCCCGACCGCCUUCAGACAAUAUCGCCCGCCGAGCGCUACUGGGUCUCCACCCGUAACAUCCGUAACCAUUUUGUCGAUUACCCCAUCCGGUGAAGUCUUUGCCGCUUAGAACGUGGUGGUUGGAAUCCCUGGUGUUACCCCUUGCCACUCGCUAAACGUCCCUGCUGGCAUCCGAAGUCUGGAGUUUCGGGUGUUCGCAGCCCACUGCCCCGCGGCUUCGCCCUUCACUGCUGACAAUUUUCCCCUAUUCAAACGCCAUG
Aedes albopictus (Asian tiger mosquito) is the source of this 13533-nucleotide messenger RNA. Its product is annotated as optomotor-blind protein-like. NCBI's taxonomy places the organism in Eukaryota, Metazoa, Arthropoda, Insecta, Diptera, Culicidae. Gene Ontology annotation, cellular component: nucleus. Gene Ontology annotation, biological process: cell fate specification; positive regulation of DNA-templated transcription; regulation of transcription by RNA polymerase II. The record is from RefSeq and is a predicted model, not a curated record. The transcript has 4 exons. Bases 4492 to 5394 code for a protein of 300 amino acids. Gene Ontology annotation, molecular function: RNA polymerase II cis-regulatory region sequence-specific DNA binding; DNA-binding transcription factor activity, RNA polymerase II-specific.